AUGCACCACGCACAUUCGCUCUACUGCUGCGACCUGGACCACGGAUCGUCCUCGUCGCAGCCCUUCUCCUUUGAGGACCUGUACUCUGGCGUCCUCCCGACGCCCGACUCGGCGUCGGCAGGCGACAGAGUCGUAGCAUGUGCCGAUGGUUGCGCAGACAUGGGACGCCGCGACUCGUGCAGCUCGGAUUGCGUCAAGAUAUGUGACGAGGACUGCGCAGAAGAAGAGUGUCCCCAGGAGUGUCCUCCGGAUUGCACGCAGGAGUGCACGCAGGUGUGCGUGCCAGAAUGGUGCCCCCCUGACUGCACCGUCGAGGAGAUUAUAAAACGCUGCACCGAUACCACGUGCACGCUACCUCAGGUCGAGAUCGACCCGAUAGCGCUACUGCUCCGCCAGCCCCAGGACCCCAGCUACAUGGACUAUGUUGCGCAGGUGUUCGCGCAGGCACAGCCUCAAGCCCCUCUGCAGUACCCUUGUAAAUGGCAGAACUGCAAUGCUUCGUUUGACACUUGUGCGAAGCUUGCACAGCACAUCGCCGCAAGUCACCUCCCAAGCGACCAACUCGCGCAUAGUUCGGCGCCCAUGCCGGCUCACCAGCCUAUAUCCACACCUAUGGCCCAGUCUGCACUAGAGCCUUCGCUCGGAACCAAUGCGUUCAUGGCGAUGAUAAACGCUUUGCCAGGGUCCUUAUCGCAGUCGGCUUCGCCAGCGUCUGUCCCUGCAACCAUGCAGGCAGACAACCUCUUUGGAUGUCUAUGGGCAGACUGCUUCGACUUUGCCACUGGCGAGGCUGUAGCUUCCAGUGUCGCCGGCACAGCCGUCACCACACCUCAGAGCACAGUCCAGACUCCCUCGACAGCUUUUACGAACCAUCCUGCGCAUGGCAUGCCUUCUCACACACAUGGCGAGAUGUCUCCGCAGACACUCCUCAAACAUCUGAUGACCGACCAUCUGGGCCUUCCUGACCCGCGUACCGCCGACAACGGCCAUACCCACCUUGUGCUUACGCACCUGCACAGUACAUCACAUCCCCAUGCCCACCCGCACCCUCACCACGAGUGUGCUCCAGGUGUUCCGCACGACGCGCACGCCCACGUUCUGGCACACAACCACCACGUGCUUGGCCCGCACCAUCACCACUCAGUGCCUCACCGGCAGUUACCAACGCCGUCGCCGUCGCUGUCGCCUUCCAACACCGCGCACGUGUGUCUGUGGCACGACUGCUCUCUACGAGAGCCCUUUGCGUCCUCAGCCGAGCUUAUGGCUCACCUCGAGGAGAUGCAUGUCGGGCGUGGAGCCAACGAGUACUGCUGCCGAUGGGCCGGGUGCGGCGACGGUGAGGGACGCGUCUUCGCAACGCGUCAGAAGCUCAUCCGUCAUCUUCGCAUGCACACGCAGGACCGUCCCUUUGUGUGCGACGAGUGUGGACAGGCUUUCGCGGAGAAGGCACCUCUGGAGACGCACAAGCGGCGCCACCGCGACGAAAAGCCCUUCCAGUGUCCCUACCCCGGAUGCGGACAAGCGUUCACCCAAAAGUCGGGACUAAACGUUCACGAGCGGAAACACACGGGUGUGGAGCCGUUCCGCUGCGACAUCUGUGGGCGCGGGUUCAAGGAGGCGAGCAACCUCACAAAACACCGGCGUACGCACACGGGCGAAAAGCCUUUCGCUUGCUCGCAUCCAGGAUGUGGGAAGCGGUUUGCCCGCACCGAUCAGCUGCAGCGCCAUAUGAAGAUCCACGGCAAGGGUGGUGUGAAGAAGGUCGCGCGCAGCUGGCAGGCGCUGACGGUCAAGGCGGAGGCGGGUGUGGGCUUCACAUAA
Messenger RNA from Cutaneotrichosporon cavernicola, 1821 nucleotides. RefSeq lists its product as uncharacterized. Gene Ontology annotation, cellular component: nucleus. NCBI's taxonomy places the organism in Eukaryota, Fungi, Basidiomycota, Tremellomycetes, Trichosporonales, Trichosporonaceae. The coding region runs from base 1 to 1821 and encodes 606 amino acids. The transcript is spliced from 2 exons. Gene Ontology annotation, biological process: regulation of transcription by RNA polymerase II. The record is from RefSeq and is a predicted model, not a curated record. Gene Ontology annotation, molecular function: DNA-binding transcription factor activity, RNA polymerase II-specific; RNA polymerase II cis-regulatory region sequence-specific DNA binding.